AUGCAAUCGACAGCUGACAAGAUUUUUGAGGGGGCGGAGCUUGGCAAACUCCCUUUCGAUAUCUUCGCUCUCGAGAGAUGGGACUACUCCCGACCUGUUGAGCAGGACCAGGAGCAAUGGGACCAUCUAGCUCGAGAAUGGUUGGAUCUCGAUGCCCGGGGUCGUCACCCCUAUCAUCCCUUGACCCCGGAAUCGCGAGAGGCGCCAGCAACCGCAGAGCAGAUGAGCCGCGUUCUUGUACCACGCCAAACCAUGAAGGAACGAAAUCUGUCUGUUGUGACCGAAAUGGGACAUGGCUCACCAGUCUGGCUGCGGACCUGCUACUCCCCCGAGCUCGCUAGCGUCUACACUGAAUGGUGUGACUCCAUGGAACUAGAUAGCUUGGAUGAUGUUGGCGAGUACUAUGACCCGCCAGGAGAGGGCGAGGAGUUCAAGAUGCCGCUGUAUGAAGCCAAGCUCAAGGAGAAAACCAUGAUGUUUCUCAUCGACGAAGAAGCUUUACGGGAUAACUUGAUCAAAGUCCUAUGGCUGGACAUACACGGGGCUUGCGUGUGGGACAACCGACUACCUCCUGAUGAUAUGUUGGCGUUUAAGGGCAGAAUGUUUGACGGAGGUUCUUUAGCUGAUUUGAGCGAAGAGUUCGAGGACGAUGAGGAAAUGUACGAACGUGGUGCUGUUCUGAAUAUUAAUUGA
This is a messenger RNA of Xylaria bambusicola, 693 nucleotides long. RefSeq lists its product as uncharacterized. The record is from RefSeq and is a predicted model, not a curated record. The transcript has 4 exons. Lineage: Eukaryota; Fungi; Ascomycota; Sordariomycetes; Xylariales; Xylariaceae. Bases 1 to 693 code for a protein of 230 amino acids.